Thermothielavioides terrestris NRRL 8126 is the source of this 660-nucleotide messenger RNA. RefSeq lists its product as uncharacterized. Gene Ontology annotation, cellular component: membrane. Gene Ontology annotation, molecular function: copper ion transmembrane transporter activity. Lineage: Eukaryota; Fungi; Ascomycota; Sordariomycetes; Sordariales; Chaetomiaceae. Bases 93 to 398 code for a protein of 101 amino acids. The record is from RefSeq and is a predicted model, not a curated record. The transcript has a single exon. Gene Ontology annotation, biological process: copper ion transmembrane transport.
CUCACACCUUUGCUUUCUUUUUCAGAGAAACCUAUCCAUCGUCGCUCGCCCUGAACGCUUCUGCCUCACGCUCACCUCCACGCGCGCAACAGAUGCUCUUCACCUGGGACACGACCAACCUCUGCAUCGUGUUCCGCCAGUGGCACAUCACGUCCAACCUGGGUCUGGUCGCGUCGCUGGUCGCCGUGGUCGCCAUCUGCGCCGGAUACGAGGCCCUGCGCGAGGGGAUCCGGCGGUACGAGGCCGCGCUGUCCAGGCGGGUCGACACGGUGCCGCGUAAGUUUGUCUUUUCUCUUUCUGGGCUUGAGUGGCCCUUUCCUUCCCUCACCCACCCACCCAGUCCGAAUCGAGUACUUUGUACGCUUGCCUGGAGGAUGGAUCGGUCAAAGCGUGUGUAACCUGCAUGAGUGAGAAAAUCAAUCCGCUAAGAAGCGUCGCGCCUGGAUUGAGUGCCCCGAUCCCCGUCGCCGCCGCCGCGCCAAUCUGAGGAAGCAGAUACUGAAAACACCCCAUUUCUUGCGCUGCGUGCAGGGCAGAGCCGGGAGCAGGUUUCGCGGCGGGCCCAUGUUGUCAAGGCGGUGCUCUAUGGUUUCCAGACUUUCUACGCCUUCAUGAUCAUGUAAGUUUCAAAUUGUGAUCUUCUGUCUUUCCCGAGACGGC